CGCCAAAGCACCCCAUGACGCGGCCGUGUGUAGGUCCGCCCCCGCCCUCCGUGUUUUCAAACUGAGUGGGCGGGCGUGAUUGGCUGGCGGGCGCGCCACGUGACUAACGGUCGCGGGAAAGCCGCGGAGUCCGAACAGCGCGAGGCGAGCCGUGCCCGGGGGCAGAGCCGCGCGGAGCCGCCGCCGCCGCACCCAGGGGCGUAGCGCGCCGAGGGCACGCGGGGCAGCGCAGCGCGGCGCAGCGACAGCGGGCGCGGCGCGGCCGGGUUCGGCCGUGAGAGAGGGGUUCGCGGCGAGCCGCCAUGAGCUUUCUCAGCCUGCAGCAGGCGGCGGCACCGCGGCGGGUCUCGGCCCGGCGGGUGGCCGCCCCGAUCCGGCAGAAGCUGCUGUUCGUGAGCGGGCACAGCGACGAGGAGGACGAGGACGAGGAGGAGGAAGGCGGCAGCAGCGGCAACAGCACCGGCGAGGACUCGGCCUUCCAGGAGGCGGACUCGCCGCUCUCGGCGGCUCGCACCCCGGCGCGGGGCGACCCGCCCCUGCUGGAAGAGGAGGAGGAGGAAGAGGAGGAGAUGGAGCCCGCGGCGGCGCCGCUGCCGGAGGAGGGGGACUCGUGGGAGGAGGAGGGGUUCGGCUCCUCUCCGGUGAAGUCGCCCGGAGCCUACUUCAUGGCCGGCUCCCCCUCGUCGCCGCCCUCUUACAAGGGCCGCCGCUACUGCGGCCGCUCCCCGCCGCACCCGGCUGCUAGCGGUUACCGCCUGCGGAGCGAGGAGCCCGGCUCGCCGCUGCCCGACUGCCCCGGCACGCCGCCUCACAAGACCUUCCGCAAGCUGCGCCUCUUCGACACGCCGCACACCCCCAAGAGUUUGCUCUCUAAAGCACAAGGAGUAGGCUCCAGCUCAGUCAAACUUCGAGGGGGCUCUCUAUUUAUGAAUGUUGGGAAAUCAGAGAAGCAGGAAGAAGAUAUUAGACGAACACCUCACGUGAACAUCAAUCCCUUCACUCCAGAUUCCAUGUUCCUUCACAACUCUGAAGGAAAAUGUCGUAGGAGGAAGAGAACGCACUGGAAUGACUCUUGUGGAGAGGACAUGGAAGCAAGUGAUGGAGAGCCUGAAGAUGAAACUAUCAGACCUGCUAAGAGGAUAACAAUAACAGAAAGUAAUAUGAAGUCACGGUAUGCAACUGAAUUUCAUGAGUUGGAGAAGAUUGGAUCAGGUGAAUUUGGUUCUGUAUUUAAAUGUGUGAAGAGGCUUGAUGGCUGUAUUUAUGCAAUAAAGCGAUCCAAGAAACCCUUAGCUGGCUCAGUGGAUGAGCAAAAUGCUUUAAGAGAGGUCUAUGCACAUGCAGUUCUCGGACAGCAUUCUCAUGUAGUAAGGUACUACUCUGCAUGGGCAGAAGAUGAUCAUAUGCUUAUACAGAAUGAAUAUUGCAAUGGCGGCAGUUUAGCAGAUGCUAUAAGUGAAAAUUACAGGAAUAUGCGUUAUUUUACUGAACCAGAACUGAAGGACCUGCUACUUCAGGUGGCUCGAGGCUUAAAGUACAUUCAUUCAAUGUCACUGGUGCACAUGGAUAUUAAACCUAGUAAUAUUUUCAUAUCUAGGACAUCAGUCCCAAGUACAACUUCAGAAGAAGGUGAUGAUGAUGACUGGUCAUCUGAUAGAGUCAUAUUUAAAAUAGGUGACCUUGGUCAUGUAACUCGAGUAUCUAGUCCGCAAGUGGAGGAAGGUGAUAGCCGUUUUCUUGCAAAUGAAGUCCUACAAGAGAACUACACUCAUUUGCCAAAAGCAGAUAUUUUUGCUCUUGCUCUGACUGUUGUCUGUGCUGCUGGGGCUGAACCACUUCCAACUAAUGGGGACCAAUGGCAUGAAAUUCGACAAGGAAAACUACCUAGAAUACCACAAGUGCUUUCUCAAGAAUUGCUAGACUUACUAAAAGUCAUGAUUAAUCCUGAUCCAGAGAAAAGGCCUUCAGCUGUGGCACUAGUCAAGCACUCGGUGCUUCUCUCUGCCGCAAAAAAGAGCGCAGAGCAGCUCCGAAUAGAACUGAAUGCUGAAAAAUUCAAAAACUCGCUCUUACAGAAAGAGCUGAAGAAGGCACAGAUGGCAAAGGCUGCAGCUGAGGAGCGAGCGCUGUUCACUGACAGAAUGACAACUAGAUCUACGACGCAAAAUAGACCAUCUCGACUCAUUGGAAAGAAAAUGAACCGCUCAUUGUGGAAAUAAAAUAUUGAGUCAGGAAGACACUAUGGCAAAUCCUGAUGAGAUCUGCUUCCUGCUCCUGUGUAGUGCUUGUGGUUCCCUCAUGAGAGUGGGACUGAGCUUCAGAAAUGGUACUGCAUGUUGGAAAGGUGAAGCCCCUGGAAGAUUUGAAGUAGAACCCGUGACUGUGAAGAUGAAGGACUAGAUGAAACUGUGUGAAGAAAGACCUGGGUCUGAGAGGUAGCAUAGUACCUCAACUUUUUUGAUCAGAGUACGUGACUUCUUGAAGAACUACACAGAAAGAGUACCUAAAAAUAACUGAAAGCAGAAAACAAUACUGUGAUAGUCAUGCAUACUACUGGUCCAUUAUAGCCAUGAAGGCCAACAGAUGGAGGAGGAGUAUGUCUGUAAAGGGAAGUUAGCACCUUCCAGUUGGGAACUGUAGCAUAACAUAACUAGAAAUUGUUGUUCUACUUUCAUAGAUUGUGUAUCAAACUCCCAGCAAUUUUGCCAUGAAUUCACGCAUGGUUAACCAGCUAGAAUUACUAAGGUCAUCUUAGUCUCUUGUUUUGUUUUUAAGGUAUUGAUACACAGCAUUUGUGUAUUCGGGUUUUUUUUUUUUUUUGCAGUUUCCAAGUGUCCUUUUGGCUCACUGAUUUCCUGCUUUCCCCCAGUGCCCCCCCUCUGGAUACAAGCUGUUGAUUACCACAGACUUAAUAACUUACCUUAUUUUAGUUGGGAUGGAUCUGAAUUUGUAAGAUGUAGAACCUGAAAAACUUACUGACUACUUGGCUUUUUUAUGAAGUUACAGACAAGCUUUACCUCCCAUCUAGAAAUGGAGUAUUUUGUGUGCUAAUAUGAUGCUCGACCUUCACUGUUAGAAGCCACUAUCUUGUUCUGCAGUAGUGAUUGAGCAUUCUUGCCAGCAGUAGUUCAGUGAACCAUGGAGACCGUCUGAGAGCACAGCUGCUAAGCUGACACAUACCUUCUGCUCUCAAGAAACACUGCACAGAGAAAGCAGGAAGAAGCAGCGACUGGACGGGACAGCACACAGGAAAUUAAGGUCCCGCUUCUGUUUAAACAGUUGAAAUUGGAUGAAGAUGCUGUUUUCCCAAAGUAUAAUGGGGUUUGUGGGAGGGGAACGGGAGGUUCCCUGAGGAGAGACUAUUGCUGUGCCUAAUUAAAAAGGAAGCAAUUUAUUACUGUUUAACACGUUGCUCAGAUGUCUGAGGUUGUACACACUUAAAAAUUAUAUGAGAUUCUGGAUAGUCUUGCAAAAUCUGAAGAAUUGGUUUCAAAGAUCUUCCUUUUGCCAGUCAUUUGACUCCAUUCUAAUACACAGCAUCAAUAUUUAGCAUGACAUCUGAAUAAUCGUGCUGGUCUAAACUGAUUUCUCUGUUUGACUCAGCAUGAAAGCAGAAUAACUGGCCUAAUUCUCAUUAAUGAUCUCCUAUGUAUCCCUAGGGUUACUGCCAGAUCGGUGGGCUAAUGGACAUAACUGCUGCUGUUAAUGAAUUACCAGUUAUGCACAGGAAAAGACUCUGUGUGUUCAGCAUGCAUCCCGAUGAAGAUCAUCAUCUUCAUCUAUUGAUUUACAGACGACAGAAUACACCACUAAUGAAAGUAUUUUAGGCAGGGUGUUCUGCAGGAUAGGGAUGGGGAGGACAGGAGAAAUACCUCCUAUUCCCAACCUUUAGUAGUCUCAACAACCACUGCUCUUGGGUGAUGUUCCUAUUGCUGCAGCUGUUUUCUCUUGCCUCUUUUCACUCUCAGCUACUUAGGUGUUAAGAUGUUUAGGGUAAAAUCUCCCCAUAUAUUUGUUCCAUGCCUUAGCAAAUGGGAUUUUAAUUUCCUUUUGGUCUUGUAGACACUGAGUCAAUAUUGAUUGACAGUCUUCUACACGAGCCCUGCUUAAAUAGCUUUUUCCAUUGACCAUUUCUCUCUCUAGUUUCCAUUCCAAAACAUGGUAUCAAGUGGUUACUGCAGUACACACCUCGGAUUUAAUUUCCUCUUCCUUUCUGCAGGUAAGGUAUCUGCAGUGUUCUGUUCUACAGUGAGUUCUGUAACUUAGUGAGAAAUACCUUAUCAGCUACAAGUGUAGAGUAAGAUGGGUGUUAGUAGGGAGGAACUGAAAGGUAACUUAAUGCUCUGUGUUUUACCUCUUCAUUAUGUUUCUGUUGUCAAGUUUGAAUAGAAAUGCAUGUGUUCUGCAUAUGUGUAUGAAUAGAAGAAAAUUGUAGUGAAGUAGGUGUGCUUUGUUGGAAUAACUUCAAAGAUUGCUCUAGAAGUCUUAGAAGUGAAUGGAAAAUUAACUUUUUUUUUUUGUAGGAGAGACUGAGCUGCCAUUCUGAUUCAGCAUCUAAUGCUGCUGCUUAUUUCACCUAAAAUAAUUUUCAUGCUUAAUUUCUACAUAGUUGCAGUGAGAAUGUUUGAGGCAUAUGUGUAAGGGCAGAGAUAGAACUUACUUUUAAAAGUAUUAUAAAAUA
This is a messenger RNA of Aquila chrysaetos chrysaetos, 4681 nucleotides long. RefSeq names its product WEE1 G2 checkpoint kinase (gene WEE1). Gene Ontology annotation, cellular component: nucleus. Gene Ontology annotation, molecular function: non-membrane spanning protein tyrosine kinase activity; magnesium ion binding; ATP binding. The record is from RefSeq and is a predicted model, not a curated record. The transcript has 17 exons. Lineage: Eukaryota; Metazoa; Chordata; Aves; Accipitriformes; Accipitridae. Gene Ontology annotation, biological process: mitotic cell cycle; protein phosphorylation. The coding region runs from base 303 to 2219 and encodes 638 amino acids.